AUGAACUCCAAGAUUAUUUUCGCUUUGUUUUGCCUUUUCGCUGUUUCACUUGCUACUGCAGGAACUACUAAUAUUGAUUGCCUUAAAAAUGGUGCUUGCAAUGAUGCUAAUUGUGGUAAAUCUGGUGCUAAGACUGAUAACUGGUAAAUUUCUGGAACAAAAUGUGCCAUCGCUGACUGUUCAUAAUUGACAGCAUCAGGUGCAACUAUUUCAACUAAUGCUUGUACUUCUUGCAAUUCUAGUGCUAACCCUGCUAAAACACAAGCUAGCUCUGACAAUUCUUAAUGUAUUGUUAAAAGCAGUGCUAAGCUUCUUAUAGCCUCUGCAGCCAUUUUUGCUGCUUUAUUUUUGUGA
Molecule: messenger RNA, 354 nt
Organism: Tetrahymena thermophila SB210
Lineage: Eukaryota; Ciliophora; Oligohymenophorea; Hymenostomatida; Tetrahymenidae
Product: cell surface immobilization antigen SerH6, putative
Exons: 1
Source: RefSeq, a predicted model, not a curated record